This is a messenger RNA of Mytilus trossulus (common blue mussel), 759 nucleotides long. Its product is annotated as piggyBac transposable element-derived protein 4-like. Lineage: Eukaryota; Metazoa; Mollusca; Bivalvia; Mytilida; Mytilidae. The transcript has a single exon. Bases 1 to 759 code for a protein of 252 amino acids. The record is from RefSeq and is a predicted model, not a curated record.
AUGGGCCUCAUACGUAAACCAUCCAUUACAGAAUAUUGGAACACCAAAUUUAAAAGUCAGGAUACUGUUUGGUUUCGUAACAUGUUUUCUAGAAAUCGAUUUCAGAGCAUUUUGAAAUUUUUUCAUAUCGUAGAUAAUAAUACAAUACCGAAUCGGAACGACGAUAAUUAUUCACCUACAUCAACAUUUCAGUGCUUUGUUGAUCUUUUUAAUCGACAGUCGAAACACCAUUACAUUCCAAAACAGAACCUAAGUAUUGACGAAAGCUUAAUCGCAUCUAAAGGCCGGUCAUCAAUAAUACAAUAUAUUUCUUCAAAAGCGGCAAAAUUUGGAGUCAAACUUUGGGUAUUAGCCGAGGCCGUCAGUGGCUAUAUUUGUCAAAUCAGUGUUUACAAAGGCAAACAAUAUGACCCAACACCACAAGGAAUGUUACAGGGUGCUUACGUAGUCAACAAACUGUUAGAUGCCGCAGGAUUGUUUAACAAAGCUUAUCAUUUAUUUACUGACAGUUUUUUCUCCUCAAUUAAUCUGGCUAAAGAGCUUUUAGCAAAAGGAACAUUGUUCACUGGAACAUUACGCGCUAAUCGGCAAAUGCCAAACACAAUCAAGAAUCCUGUUUUGCAGGAAAAGGAGAGCAUUUAUAUUAGACAAGGAAGAAUUCUGUUAUGUGCAUAUAAAGAAAGGAAUGGUCGAAAACCAGUUAGAAUCAUAUCCUCUUUUUCUAAAGCAGCACACAAGAAAAUGAUAAACCGGCUUUGA